AUGGUCUUUGGAGUCUACACGGGGCCACAGGAGCCUGAAAAGCCACUCGCGAUGCUCUCGCAAGAAGAGCAGGCUGAGGUGGGUGCCAAAAAAAUGAUCGAGCUCAUGCAAUCAUGUCCUGGAAAAACCGUGAUGGCUGGUGGAUCUGGUUUCUUUCUUGGUGGUUUCUUUGGUUUAUUCAUGGCAUCGAUGGCAUACGAUGUUCCUGUGGGAACAUCCACUGUCAAUCAUAUCAGCGAGUUGCCAUUUAAGCAACAGAUGAAACUUCAGUUUUCCGAUAUGGCCAAGCGGUCUUGGACCAGUGCAAAAAACUUUGGCUACAUUGGUAUGAUAUACUCUGGUGUUGAAUGCUCCAUCGAGAGCUUACGUGCAAAGCACGAUAUUUAUAACGGCGUUAGUGCUGGAUGUAUCACUGGUGCUGGUCUCUCGAUCAAAGCGGGGCCUCAAGCAGCUCUCUUGGGUUGUGCCGGUUUCGCCGCUUUCUCGACCGCCAUCGAUCUUUACUUGAGAUCAGAAAGUGCUGCUCCGCCAGCUAAUGACUACGAUGAGUAA
Clavispora lusitaniae ATCC 42720 is the source of this 552-nucleotide messenger RNA. It is a transcript of the gene TIM22, whose product is annotated as translocation channel protein. Gene Ontology annotation, biological process: protein insertion into mitochondrial inner membrane. The record is from RefSeq and is a predicted model, not a curated record. Lineage: Eukaryota; Fungi; Ascomycota; Pichiomycetes; Serinales; Metschnikowiaceae. Gene Ontology annotation, molecular function: transmembrane protein transporter activity. Gene Ontology annotation, cellular component: TIM22 mitochondrial import inner membrane insertion complex.